Messenger RNA from Ascoidea rubescens DSM 1968, 683 nucleotides. RefSeq names its product ubiquinol--cytochrome-c reductase subunit 8 (gene QCR8). Bases 30 to 317 code for a protein of 95 amino acids. Gene Ontology annotation, biological process: mitochondrial electron transport, ubiquinol to cytochrome c. The transcript has a single exon. NCBI's taxonomy places the organism in Eukaryota, Fungi, Ascomycota, Saccharomycetes, Ascoideales, Ascoideaceae. The record is from RefSeq and is a predicted model, not a curated record.
ACAACAACAUAACAUAAUAGAUAAUCAAGAUGAGUGGUGGCCAUGGUGGUAAAGCAUAUAUGGGCUGGUGGGGUAAUUUAGGAUCCCCAAAGCAAAAGGGUAUUACAACUUAUACAGUUUCACCAUUUGCACAAAAACCAUUAAAGGGAGUAGCACACAAUGCUAUAUUUAAUGUUUUCAGAAGAGUUAAGAACCAGACAUUGUUUGUUGUUAUUCCAGGAGCUAUAAUUUAUUACUGGUGGUCAGUUAACAGAGAUUACAAUCACUAUUUGUAUACUAAAGCUGGAAGAGAAGAAUUGGAACGUGUUAAUGUUUAAAUUGUUUAAUUUUAUCAAUACGUUCAAUUUUUUUAUUUCAGUAUUUCAGUAUUUUACUAAUUUAGUAUUUAAUUCUCAUUUUUUUCUUGGUUAAUACAAAAUAGAAAACAAAUAAAAAUUAUUUGGAACAUCAAGUAAAGCAAGUGGCUAUUCAUUCAAGUUUUUUCCAGUAUAUAUAUUCUCUUGAAAUAUUUAAUAUUAUAUUAUGUUUUUAUGUUACAAUAGCUACAAGUUAGUUAUCUCAGAAAUAAAUUAGCCAAAUCGGUGUCCAAUGUUACUAGUAUGAAUAUGGUUUAAAUUUGGUUGAUACUAUAUAUAAAAUAAUACAAAUAACUAGAAACAAAAAAAAUGAAAAAAAUGAAAAAA